Catharus ustulatus (Swainson's thrush) is the source of this 1035-nucleotide messenger RNA. Its product is annotated as complement C1q and tumor necrosis factor-related protein 9A-like. The transcript has 3 exons. NCBI's taxonomy places the organism in Eukaryota, Metazoa, Chordata, Aves, Passeriformes, Turdidae. The record is from RefSeq and is a predicted model, not a curated record. Gene Ontology annotation, molecular function: protein binding. Bases 1 to 1035 code for a protein of 344 amino acids.
AUGAAAAGCUGGAUUGUACUGCUGGCAAUUGUAGUCAGCACAGCAGAAACACAAAACCAGGACAUCUGCACCCAAGGGUAUCCUGGCAUCCCUGGCAAUCCUGGGCACAAUGGCAUACCUGGUCGUGAUGGACGUGACGGGUCAAAGGGAGACAAGGGAGAUACAGGCGAACCAGGAGUACCUGGCAGACCGGGAAAAGAUGGAGUCAAUGGACAGAAAGGUGAACGAGGGACCAAUGGGACUGUUGAAGAGAAGGGGAAUAAAGGAGAUAAAGGAGAAAGAGGACCACCUGGGAAACUGGGACCAAAAGGAUUUACAGGAUCAGUGGGUUACAAAGGUCAGAAGGGAGAGCUGGGACUGCAAGGACCAAAGGGGUUAAAAGGAGACAUUGGACCCAUAGGUCCAAAAGGGACAAAGGGUGAAAUUGGCCAUCCUGGAAGAGUUGGAUUCCCAGGGCCAAUUGGCCCGAUUGGUAAUCCAGGUCCUAAAGGUAAUACUGGAAGUAUAGGGCCACAGGGUAAUCCAGGAGUUCAGGGGGAAAGAGGCUUGAAAGGAGACAGAGGAGACAAGGGCAAUGUAGGUGCCCCAGGAGUCCUGCCAAGGAGUGCUUUCAGUGUUGGCCUUACAGCCAACACCAAGUUUCCCCCUCCGAAUCGCCCGAUCAAGUUUGACAAGGUGCUGUAUAACAGCCUGAAUGACUUCAACUCAGCCACUGGCAAGUUCACCUGCAAGCACCCCGGUGUUUACUAUUUCACCUACCACAUCACUGUCUACUCAAGGAACGUGCGAGUAGCUCUCGUUAAGAACGGCAUCAAGAUGCUGCACACGGUGGACAGGUACCAAAGCGGAGAGGACCAGGCCUCGGGAGCCGCCAUCCUCGAGCUGCAGGGAGGAGACGAGGUGUGGGUGCAGGCCCACCAGGGAGAGGCUUUCAAUGGGCUGUAUGCAGACGGAGAUGACGACACCACCUUCUCUGGGUUCCUCCUGUUCGGCACCGCUGACCCGCUGGAGCCGCUGCUGCCGCCCACCCCGUAA